Molecule: messenger RNA, 6666 nt
Organism: Phascolarctos cinereus (koala)
Lineage: Eukaryota; Metazoa; Chordata; Mammalia; Diprotodontia; Phascolarctidae
Source: RefSeq, a predicted model, not a curated record
AUGCAGUUCCGGUCUACUCUGCCACAACGCAAAAAAGAGUGUCGCUUUCUUUACUGGAUGGGAAAUUCUUUGAGAAGAUUUAUCUUUCCAUCGCACUCUGCGCCUAGUACAGAGGCUGCUCUGCUCUUAAUGAAGUUGAACGAGUUUAAGGAAAUCCCUGCCGGGACAACCUCCCCUCCCCCCCGAGCCAAGUUCACAGGCGCAAGCCAACGUCGCCUGGAGAGAGAGCGGGGCGGUCCGGCUGGAUGGCUGGGGCCGGGGGGCGGGUGGGUGCGCGCGGAGCCGCCUUUUCCGCUGGGUGUCACUCUGGGGCGGGAGGGAUGGCUCAUUCAAAAGCACAGGGAGGGGGCAGCGCCACUCGUCUCGAGUGAGCGGCCAGCUAGAGAGGGAAGGCAGCAGCCGGCAGCCGGCAGCCGGCAGCAGGCAGGAGCCGAGCCCAGGCAGGACCCCAGGACGCGGCUCUCAGCCGCCCGAGCCGCCCUGCCCUGCGUCCUCCUGCUCAGCCUCCUCUACCCUCUCCGCUUGGGCGGCCGCGAGAGCCGCUGGGGGGAGGACGGCGCCCGCCUGCUGCUGCUGCCCCCCGGCGCCGGCGGCUACGAGGCGAGGAGGACGGGGAGGACCCCCUAUGCCGAGAGGAUGCUGGAGAGCGGUGGCUGCAAAGCGCUGAAGGAGGGGGUGCUGGAGAAGCGCAGCGACGGGCUGCUGCAGCUGUGGAAGAAGAAAUGCUGCAUCCUCACCGAGGAGGGGCUGCUGCUCAUCCCCCCCAAGCAGCUGCACCAGCAGCAGCAGCAGCAGCAGCAACAGCAGCAGCAGGCGGCAGCGGCGGAGCAGCCCCAGGCGAGCCCUCCGGCCGCCGCCGCCGCCGGCCUCGAGCCUCCCGCCAAGCUCAAGGAGCUGCAUUUCUCCAACAUGAAGACAGUGGACUGCGUGGAGCGCAAGGGCAAGUACAUGUACUUUACGGUGGUCAUGGCCGAGGGCAAAGAGAUCGACUUUCGGUGCCCCCAGGACCAGGGCUGGAACGCCGAGAUCACACUGCAGAUGGUGCAAUACAAGAACCGCCAGGCCAUCCUGGCCGUGAAGUCUACCCGGCAGAAGCAGCAGCACCUAGUCCAACAGCAGCAGCAGCAGCAGCAACAGCAGCAGCAGCUUCCGCGCGACCCGCACCCGCAUCCGCACCCGCAUCCGCACCCGCACCCGCACCCACAGCCUCCUCAGCAUCAGCAGCCCGGCCACCGCCUGCUUCGCAGCACCUCCAACUCCGCCUGAAAGGAUAGAGGGCAGCUCCCCCCUCACCCAAGCCAGACCAGGUUGAAUUAAAGAACUCUUCGGAAAGUUGGAAAGAACACAUUUCUAUAGAGUCUUCAGUUAAUCGGAAAACUAAAGAAACAACUCCCCUGGACCCCAACGGGACUCAAGUAUCUUGGACCUCACCUUUGUGGUAACCUGUGACUCGCCCCCCUCCCACUUAGUUUUCUGCACAGGCGUCAUCAUGAUGCAGGGAAGAAUUUCGAGUCAUGAAGACUUUGACUGUUAUUUAUGAACCUUGGAAAGGCUCUUCUAGAAUGGCCAGACUUCUAGGAGAGAUGAUGUACUGUAAUUUUAUUUUAAUGUAUUUUAAUUUGCAAUUAUUUAUUAGUUUUUUUUAAAUGCUUGUUGUCAGACAUUUCUGAAUGUAGGCCAUUUUCCAGAAAUGAAUUAAUUUGUCAAACCUCAUUUGCUAAUAAUAAUAAGCCCUCAUCCUUGGAGAUGUGGGAAGGGGAAGGAGAAAGGGACAGGAAGAGACACUGAGAAUUCAUUUAUUUAUUUCAAGGAGACCUUAAUAAGGGUACUGUAUGUGACCCAUGGUUUGUCAUGCCAAGUUGAGGAGACAAAAUGCUAUGAUGUUUAAGUUUUUUUAUUUGAUUUUCCCCUAGAGCUAUAUUUUGGGUAGAAAUUCAUUAAAAGCAAUUAAAUGUUAAGAAUUGUGCAUUUAUGAGAAUCUAAUAUUCUAGAUACAGCUUCUCUGAAAGGGGAACAUAAAGAUAUUGAAACUUGGUUCAAAAUAUUUAUUUAAAAAAACACCCAGCUGUUUCAAAGAAUUAUCAGAUUUCUCUUUCAAUUCUGUGGGGCUGGAAGUGGGCCAGAAGCAAAAUGUCACUAUGUGAAAAACUUUAGCUAUUAUCUACAUGGCAGACCUAAGAAGGAGAUGUCUUUUAAAAUUGUGAUUGGUUUUGUACAUUAACUUAAAAAUAUAUGCUUAUAUUAUUUCGAAAAGGAAGCAGGAAAGAGAACGUUUACACUUUGACUCAAGUUAUCAACCCUAUCUGAUUAUGAGCUUUCUCCGAUCUCUUGUUCGACUUGAAUGUUUUUGACCCUUUUUGCAUUGAUGUUUGAAGAAUUCUUCAGUCUAAAAUCCAGGUUGUAAAUAGUUGAAAGGAUUUAAACAUUUCGUGACUUUAGUUUUUGUAGUGAAAAUGCAUUGCUCAGAGAAACCUGCUUUGUAGAUCUGCCAGAUUGUGAAAAGGUAUUGGGGUUGGACAGAGUAAGGAAAAGGAGUGAAUAGAGAUGUACCAGUUCUUUAAAGAAUCCGGAAACCUCACAGACCUUGCUUAUAAGGUAGAAGAAAUACUUCCGUGUUAGAAGAAAAGGAUGGUGCGAACCUACGAAGGACAGAGGCUAUUUUUUUAAAAAAGCCUUUAGAUGUUAAUCACUUCCUUAUCUACAGAACUAUCAGUUGUUUUAAAUUCUUUAGCCCCAGGUAAUCUUUUUUAUCACUCUUUGAAGACUGGUAAGCAUUUGGCUAAUUUGUAAGGUACAGUUAAAAGAGACUGAAUCAAUUCCUUUCCCCCUAGCCCUUGUAGUAAGUAGUUUCAAGGUCCGAUCAUUUUUGAGGGGUAAAACUUAAAUUGAUAGAAGUCUUGCAGUCUGGAAAUCUCUCCUUUAAAAAAAAAAAGAAGAAGAAGAAGAAGAAAGAAAAACCCAACAACCCUAAAAUCAGUCCUAACACUUUUAUCAGGACUAAUUAACCUGCAUCUCUCUGAUUAUGACUGAAAGCUUUAUUGUAGAUUGCUGAGGAGCCAAAAAAAGGCCUUGCUGUUCCAAGGCAGACUGUUGCUUGAGUCAGAGCUGAAAGACUUGCAGCAACAACUGCUUUAGAGUCAGUCUACUCACUGUUGAUCUUUGCGGAAGAAGAAAAGUAAGCUUUCCUACUUUUAAAUAAGGAGUUCCCUCGAGUCAUCAUGACAUAACAUCCCUACUAAAACCAUCAGUUUUUCAAGUAAAUUGAUCUGCCCUUUCAGAAAUGUAUGGCUCUGAAAAGGAACCAUGAAGGUGGUCAAGUCCAGCCUCCUGCCCCAUACAGGGAAUUAGUUAAUAAUAUGUCUGAAAGGAGAUUUCCCAUCCACUGCUUGAACACUUCCAGUGAUAGGAGAACUCAUUAGCUAGCAAAGCAGCCCGUUUUCAUUUCACAGGGCUAAUUCCAUAUGCUAUGGGUAAGAUUUGUACCAGGUAUCUGAGAUGGAUGUGUUAUUUUUUUAUCCUUUUAAAAAAAAAGGAAGGGUAAAUUGUUCCUGUAAGGGGUGAGUGGGGGGGGGAGGACACCACUUCUGAUGUCCUUUCUUUACAUCUUAGGUUUAGAAUUGGAAGGGACCUUAGAGGUCAUUGAGUAUAGCCCUUUCAAUUUAAGGAGAAAACAGGCUCAGAAAGCAAUCUGUCCAAAUCACAUAACUAGUGUCAGAGGCAGGAUUUGAACCCCUUAUCUUCUGCACUAUUACCAUGCUAUUUAUCCACUAUGCUCGUUUAUGUGCCUAAUCAGAGUUUCAAUGUCCUGUUUGUUCUUGAUGGAAGUCACCAGUUCAGAGGGUCUGAUUAGUACCUGGCCCAAAAACCCUUUAGGCUUGUUUUUGUGUGCCUGGCUGCUUACUGUGACAUUAGGUGAGUUUUGGGGGUCAUCUGGGUCUGAUACCCUGGUUAAAUUUGAAGGACAUAGAUUAUAGAAUUUUAGAGUUGAGACUUUAGAGAAAACCUAGUCCAGCCCCCUUAAAACAAGCCCCCAGUCAUGCCAUGGGAGAGGCAGGAAAGCUAAUGAUGUGUAAUGCUUAUUAAAAUAAGUGAGAUGAUAAUAGACUAUAUCGACCUAGGUCUUUCUGGUUUGCAGAAAGCUUCACACUCACUUGAGUCUCUUAAGCUGGUGAAGUAGGUAAUGGGUCCCUCCUCCCAUUUUAUAGCCAAGGAAACUGAGACUCUAAGAGGUGGUCAUUUGCUGAAGCUUGUGCUAGAGCUGAGAUUCCAUCCCAUGUCUUCUGUUCAAAUGUAGUGUUUCUGGCACAUGACAGUCCCUUGACUUAUAACGAUUUGCCUCUUGAAAGCUGGUGGCUACCCAGGUGCUGCAAGGCACAUUAGAAAGAGCCCUAGCUUUGGAGCCAGGAGAUUUGAGUUUCAUUCUUAGCUCUUACAAAAUCACUUAAGUGACUUCUCAUGUCCCUUCCAAGUCUAUCCUAUGACUAGGAACUUUGUUUAAGAGAAAAAUUUCCUUUUUUUUUAAGGAGCUAGAUUGCUUUAAAAUUGUUUUCGUUUUUUUUUUUUUACUUUAAGCCAUUUGUUAAGUAGGCAAUGCAAAGGAUCUGCUAAAAAGCACACUGCAACAGUUUCCUUCCAAGAUCAUUUCUCUUUGUAGCUCCAUAUGCUUAACUUACAAGAUGAAGAUAAUAAUGCUUGCCCCUUAACCAGCCUCUUAAGGUCUUUUAAGGACCAAGAAGACAGUCAGUCUCAUGGAGAAGUAAAAUUUCCCCUUUAAUCUAAGAUAAUAAAAAGAGAAUAUGAAUUGAAAAAUCCACUCCUGGACCAAUGAGAAAUGUGAGCAUUUGGAAAGUGAAAGAAAGGAAAUAUGUGUAUCUUGACUUUUGCUCCCUGAGUGCUCUGUACCUGGUAGGGGCUCAAAUAUUUGUUGAAUAAAGACAGGCUGCUGCCCAGCACCCCAGAAAUAUUUGAACAUGUUGUCUUGCCUGACUUUUCCACUGCCCUUCCCCUCCAUACCCACUUCUGCCAAAUAUCUAAGGCCAUGAUGGACAGACAACAUGUCAAGCCUAAAUGUUGCUUUCAUAACAGAGGCAUAUGCAUCACAGCUCUGUAUCAGCCUGUUUAUUGUCAUAAGGAACCUUAGCAAAAUGUGUAAUUGCUUGACAGGCCUUGCUAGCUGUCAUCCUUAUUCCAGGUGGGCCUGAUAUUUGGCUUUCUCAUAUAAUUUUUGUUAUUUUUUAGCCACCAACAGCUCUUAAGGAGUUCCAGGAAAAUGAUCAGGCAGCCUAUGAAACAAACUCUGAAAUGCCUGAUUUUGUUUCUCUCCAUUUUUCUGGACUUAUACUUGACAGACCAAUAUAUUAAAAUUGGUUGUCGUUUGAAUCCUGAACCAAGCACUUAGCAUGAUGCCUGGCACAUAAAGUAUGCUCUUAAUAAAUACUUGUUGACUUCAUGCCUUGGAAUUCACAGCUCACAUGAAACACCCAGCAUUUUACUUACAAAUUUUGCAAUGUUAAAACUUUAUACUUGGGCAACUAAAUAAGAUGCUGUGAGCUGACCAUUAUCAAAAGCACCAUUUACUUUCCUCUCUCCCACCUGAUGGUUUCUUUGCUCCAGGUGUGCGCAUCAUUUUUAUUUUAUUUUAAAUGUGGAAGAGGGGUCAAGACUUAAAUCUGUCUGGAGUAUGGCCUAGCCCUUAACAAGAGGUCUACUCACCCGGCUAGUAUCAGGAACUGGCCUCUGCUGUUACCACUUAAGCUUAUUUCAGGAGUAUUCCAUUUGUUGUUUUCUUAGUCGUCACACUAAAGCUUUGGUCUCUUGACCAAUAAAAAUAUCCAAAGUGUAAUGUUAAUUAGCUACAUGACUUUCAAAUCUUAAAUUAAGAGUUUUGUGACCUGGUUUUAUGAUGUUCUCUGGGGGAAUAAAUCCAUUCUGCUACUUCCAAACAAUGUAUGAUGUCACAAUGGUUGAAAAUGGCUGUUAUGAUUUUUUUUUUGAGAGGGAUCUUUUGUUUCCCUCUUAAGAUAGUUUCCCCAGAGUCCCUGUGGGUCUUUGUUUCUACCUUUUUCAUUCCCCCCCUUUUUUCUUUUUCUGAACAACGGCUUUCAGAGUUAAUUUUUUGCCAGUGGUGGAGACUGACACAAAUUUACAGAAAAUAGUGAAAUGAUCUACUCAUUUGUUGGGAACGUUGCUUAAUAGAACACAGAGUCCAGCAUUCAACAGUUUUUCCUGGAAAAGAAUAGGAAAGGCUGAUUAAUGAGAGCCCAGUAUCCUUAGUAGCAUCUUUACAGCAGUUGAUAUAAGAUGGUAACCAGUGUUUUUAACUGAAAGCUGUGAUGAAGCAAUGUAAGGAAAGAAGCAGGUUUUGAUAAGAAGAGGCCUUCUGAGAUUUCUUAAUAUUGAUUUUCCGGAGGCAAGAUAGUCUACAAAUCCUUUGCCUGUUGCAUUCUUCAGUAAACCCUUUUCUUUAAGGUUUAUGACAUGUAAAUGCUGGUUUCUGAAAAGUGGAAGGUGCCACAAUGUACCAAAAGUUUUCUAGCAUAUCAUCCUUGUGAAUUGACAAGUGUUAUAAUUUUAGUGUAAAUAGGAUAUUUCUGAGAGAUGUGAUUUAUUUUUCAUAUUUUUUCAAAAUACAUUCCAUUUCCAAUAAAGAGCUAUCUAUUGAAAUGA